UGUAUGGACCUCACUGGCUACGGGACCUACAGGCACCCCGAUUGUGCUCUGCUCUCAUCAUUUUUGGAGGUGAGGACAAAAGAAAAAAGGGGAAAUCGGAAGAAAGGCCCGGGAUCUGAGUGUCGUGACGGGCCCCCCGACUUCGCCGCCGCUGGUCGGGGUUGUCUGGACUCAAAGAGGGUGAGGGGAAAGCGGCGGAGCAGUCGACUCGAGACUGGGGUUUCCUGCCACAGCAGCGGGAUUGUCACAAAACAGCCUUUCACUCUUCGAGGGGCCUUGUAUUGCUCCGUUUUCAGAGUUGUGAAGGCUUCUGGUCAGCAGCUGCUGGAAAAUGAACUAUUCUGCAUGGAAAUACUGAAGAGAAAACAGAAAACAGGAGCUUGAAUUGACUGAACUUGAAGUGGAAUAAAUGGAUUACCCUCCUUUUGGAAAAUUGUUGCCAUGGAACUAGGUAGACUUAAAUGAUGGUUGACAGAAAGAAACAAAGGUAAGAAAGCUACAUGCUGAAGAUACAGGAGAGCACCGAGAAGGAUCUGAAAGAACAAUUGCUAAAUAGGGACCAAAGACUUCUACAGUCCGAAUGAAUGCAUGCUGUAACAAAAACUACAAAAGAAAACAGUGUUUGAAAGGGAAUGACCAAGAAAAAGAACAUCUCAAAAAGUACAACACUCUGCGUCCAAGAACUGAUGAGAAUAUCAAUGGAGUGUUCGCCUCUGGAAGUGUUUAGCGAGGGUCUGUAUUCAGACCUCUUGAUUCCAGUUACUUCAGUUUUGCUCUCACACAGGUGUGAGUCAGGUCCUGGCAAACAUAGUGACGAACUGAAGGAUUGUUGUGACAGAACACAUUCUCAAUGGUUUUAUUGAGGGGUUUUUUAUUUUUUUUGCACAAGAUGCUUUUGGACCACAACACAAUUCACUCCUAACGUAGCUCAGUUUGCUUGAGCUGGUAUAGCAGAGUGUAUACAUGUAAAGACAUUUGAGGUCUCACAUGGUGGUGUGUCAGACGUUGAUGACAUCACUGCCUGCUCAGUGCCAAACUGCUCCAGCUUCACAGGAAUGACUGCACAGUUUUAAUUCUUGUAUUUUUCUGCAGUCGAAACCUGCUUCACUACAUUUUUUUUUCUUUUUAGUUUUUUUCAUUCCAUUUUUAAGACCCAGCUGUAAAGUAAACCUUUUUUAAAAAACAAAACAAACAACGAUCAUCACAUUGAAGAAGACUUUUACCAUUUGGCCUUUUCAUAUAUUGGUAAAAUCAUCGUCUGCUAAGCCCUUCUACCCACUCCCUGCAACAAAAAAAGUGAUUAUAACAUCUGCGAUAUAUAUUCCUCAGCUUGAACUCUUUCAAAGCAUUUCCUUGUUUGACUGCCAGGCCAUAGACUCUCUCUUUGUCAUUUAUGGUUACUGCCGUAAGCCUUCCAGUUUCUGAUCAGAAGCAUUCCCCGGUAUAGACACUGACAGAUAUUUCCGUUUUUAAUCCAAACUUGGAAAAACAAUGCAGAAUUUUUCUAACAGCCCGGCUCCCCCUUCUCUCCCCCCGGGGUUUAGUGGAAGGGGUGGAGGGGGAACUCCGUAUCCCCCUCAGCCAGCAGACCAGAUCUCCCCAAGGAUGACAGAUGAUUACGCAGGGAUGCAACAGCAGAGCCUGCACAGAGGCCAUCACCACCCCAGUCAAGCCAGCCACAUGCUUGCUUACAGUGCUAGAAACAGAGGGGCUGUGGAGGCACCGCCAACACAGGGUAACAUUCACAGCGGCAACACUAACAACCCUUACAGGAAGGACGCCAUGGAUUAUUAUUUUUCAAUGGGUGGAAAGGACAGGCAUAGAAGAGGCGGCAUGGCUUACGGGGCAGGGUUUGGGUACCCUCAUAUCGAUGGACAUAUACCUCACCAGUACCGGCAUGCUGGAUCUGGCUCUGCACCAGCAUCUAGCCUGAUGUCACCAUAUCCAGUAGACUAUGGCUCCAGUACUGGUUCAGGUGGAGGUGCUGGUGCUGGAGCCUUCUCUCCUUCUCAUCAGUACAAUAUGAGUCAGAAUGCUGCAAUGCAGUCAGUGCCAGGUUCUCAGAUGCAGCACCGCCAGCUUGGACAAACCUUCCCGGCUGUCCACCACGGACAGCAGCAUAGAAGCUAUCCGCACUCUGGGCACAGAAUGACCCCUCAGUACCCGCACUACUCGCCACAGGGUGGAGCAGCCACAGGGUCAUCAGGAAUGUACAGCCCCCCUCCACAGAGAUAUCUCGACGGGGCUGCUAGCACGGGGUUCGAUCCCAAAGUCAACAGUUCUCCUAGUGUCAACUCCAGUUCAAACUCAGUCUCCAGUUCAGUUGCUGCUAACAAUGUGGGGCCAAUGGAGAAUGUUCAACAGAGUUACCAUGCUUCAAAUUAUCCUGGAUAUUCCCCACAGACACUUUCACUUCACAAGCAAGCCACACUACAGCACCGCAACUCACAGCACAAUUUAGGGGUAGGUUAUGACAACUCUCUCAAGAUGCAGCACCAGGGCCCCUCUCCAGGCUCUGUAUAUGCUAAACAUCUGCAAGCAUCCAAUCCCAGUAUACCUCAAGCAGCAUCUCAAGAAAUAGCCAAAUCCCCAAUGCAUCCCAAUGCCCAACAAACCCAAAUUAACCAAAACUUUAGCCCCAUAUCAAACCCCUCACCAGCUGCCUCGGCAGUGCAUUCCCCAAGUUGUAGCUCCUCUCCUUCCCCUUUGAUGGGUGUCUCAGAGGUACAUGGAAACCCCUCAGGUCAUGGUCCAUCACAUCCUCCAACAUCAAACCCCCGUAGCAGCCAUGGUCAAGGUAGAUUACUGCAGACCAUGCCACAGUUAAGUCCCACACCCAACUCGAAUAGCAGCAUCAGUAGUUGUGGUAGCAGUGGCAGUCAUAAAGCUCACAACAUGAGCGCAGUUGGAGGGAGCAGUCAUACUCCAACAGGCCGCAACAAAUUGGGUCCAGGCACAGGAAUGGGGUCGCGAGACGAUGGCUCCUCUAUUUAUUCAUCGUCCACACUUGACAAAAUGCAGGAUGCUGGCCUGAAUAGUCUUAAUGCCUUGAGCUCACAAGUAGCCAAUUUACCAAACACAGUUCAACACAUGCUUCUCACCGACUCUGUGCUUUCACAGAAGAAGGGGAAAGAUGUGGGGCAGAUACAACAGGCGACACAUGGCAUGCCCCCAUCGCAACCAAGGAGUCGAAAUGCAAGUGCAGCCUCAAGCACUAGCACGGUUAAAGAUGGAAGUGCAUUGGGGAUUGGUGAUGGUGCCAUCUUAGAUGUCGGUGCUGAUGAAGACUCCUCAGCUGGAGGCUCAUCGGGGACCAAAGUGGAGCGUGAGGAGCAGUUUUCAGAAGGGGAACAUGGGAGAGUGAGGCAGAUGAGUGGUGCAAGCAGCGGAUCUGAACCAACUAGCUAUCACCCUCCCUCUCAAAUUCAAACAGUUAAAUCAGUCACCUCUGAUUUGCCGUUAAAAGAACCAAAUGUUUCCGAAACAAAAGCAAAUGAAGCUCACAUUCCCUCUUCAUCACCAUCUCCAUCAUUCGGAUGUCAAUCAUCAGAGACUGGUCCAACUUCGCAUUCAACACCUCCAGUUUCCUCAUCCCCCUCAUCCACCUCCUCCAGUGUUCCUCCACCGCAGCCAAAUUGUGUCUCAGAGCCUGGUCUAACAUAUAAUGACCACAGAGGUGGCCAUAGAAGGACAGCAGAAAUAAAAAAUGAAGUAAUCAAAAAUGAAAGUGAAGGCACAGUUGACAAAGUGGAGAAAGGCGGUAGCCAAAUGCAGCGAGAUAGAGACGCCAAUUCACAAAAUUGUCAGGACAAAGAAAACAGGUUGCACACUGCAUCGAGAUUACACAGUAAUGAGAGGGAAGAAAAGCACACAUCUGAGGAACAGCAAAGUGCCAGUAGUGUUGGUGUGAUUGUUUCAGCUCGGUCUGAAGGAAGUCUCACUGAAAAAAGCAAGCAUCCCCAAGACAACUGUAUAGAAGACAAGCAUUCUUUCUUAAGAGAGUCAAGCAGUCAUAACGGGGAAGAAGGUGUAGAUCUGACUUUGUAUUCCUCUAUUCACCAGAAAUCUAAUUUCGGACGGCCUCAAAAUCCUCCCCAGUCUGGACCACAUAAAUAUGGCUACCCUGAAUCAACAUAUGGCUCAGAUUUGUCAAUGAAAAACAGAGGGAGGGCUGGCCCAGCGGGUGUAAUGGAAUCAAAUUCCAGAUACUUAGGGUACCAACAGUCACAAGCUGGUUACGGCCCUGUGCAUUCAAAGUAUGCUGGGUCUGUAGCAGAGGCUUUGGUGAAGAGAGGGCAAGGCGCAGGGGCUAAAGGUCAUGAAGAUAGUUCACAGCAGUUUCCAAGCCUUUUACAAGAAGUACUUCAAGGUUACAAUUUAGAUAGACGCUAUGGCAGACCAGAGCAGGCAUUCCCUGCUCAUCUUCAAGUCCAGCAACAGUUUCAAACAAGACACCCGUACGGCAUAACUGAGGCAUCGGCUCAUUCUGGACAAAUGGGGAGUUCUGGAAAGCCGCCACAUCCAAACCAGAGGCAAGGAAGUGAGCCAGAUUUUACUACAGAUGCUCAGCCCUCAGUGAAGUCAGAAGCAUCCAUCACUAAGAUUUUACAAAAUGCUGAGAAAACUGAAGUGGGUGUGUCCCAGAGCCAUUUAACACAGGCUACAGAGCCUCAGCAGCCCCCAACAAAACAUAUAAACUUAGCUGACUACUCUCUGCCACAGAGAAAAGCGUUAUCUAAUGUGUCCACUCCAUCCUCUGCUGUGCAGGAGCUCCUUUUGCAAGAGCCAGAGCCGCUCACAGGCAGCAUUGGUCAAACAGAGUCUCAAAAAUCAUCAGGCUCCAUAUUAGCCCCAUCAGAGCGCCGCUCUGUCAUCUGUGAUGUGUCGCCAAACCGACGCAGUACACCAGAGAGGGACAGGGAAAGUGACAGAGAGAGAGAGCGGGAGAAAAGUCAGAGUGGAGCCUCUGUGAUUCAACAGCCAUUUUCCUCUCCAGCAGCAGCCAAUGAUCUGAGUAAAAAGGAUAUUGGAGAGAAACAAGUGGUGAAAAUGGAAACGGCAACAAAAGAGGCAGGCCCAGACGCUGCAAAUUUACAAACUGAUCAUCACGGCAGUGGUGGAGCUAAUGAGGCUGAUAUAGAGUAUCAUUCCAAGUCUGUUCAUUCAUCUGUUGUAAUGAAUGCUGACCCCUAUAGGCGAGGUAAUGUUGAUAUCUUGCCUUCUCACUCUUUGAGCACCAACCCUUUAUCUUCACCUUCAAGGCAUCAGUCCUAUCUUCAUGGUGUUGAUUUGUCAACUGGCAGCGGCAGCAGUUUUCCUGGAUAUCGAUUCGGAGAUGCAAGAGAAGGGAAUAUGAUGCCACGCAGUAACCCCCAUUUCCCUCCCCACCAUCCCUACCACAAUCUGUCCCCGCAGGCUCCAUCAACAAAUAAGCUUCAAAUGUAUCCCCACCCUCGUGGCCCCCCUCAUCACCCCCAUGAUAUGAGUGAUUGGGUAAAAGCAAUGAACAGGCCAUCAAAAGAGUUGAUGCUGCAGCCUGGUUCUUCUCCAGGAAGACAUAAGGUCAGCCAGUCAGAACAGAGACAAAGAAUGAUCCCACAAACUGACCUCCCCGGUGAACCAACCAAAACUUCACUCCAUCAUCAGAGUGCUUUCUUUGAUUUGAAAAUGUGGGAGUCGACACACUCUGGAAGAGAAGGCGCUAGAAUGAUAGAGGGAGACUCCUUCUACAGAACACAACCGCCUCCUCCACCUCCUCCUCCUCCCCUUCCCCCUCCCGCUCCUGUAGCCUCCCACCUCCCUGUUCCUCCACAAAUGACUCAUGGCCAAAACGCUGCUGAACCUGAGGUCUCCAGAGGAGUUGUGGAGGAAGCCAAACAUCCCUGCCCACCCCCUCCACCCAGCUCCACUAAGCCACCUGCUGACGUGAACUCGACUCAGCCGCAGGUGCAGCGCCAGACUAAAGCCGGGGGUUCUGGAGACACAAAUCCGCUAAUAUUGCGAAGGAGAGUUCGUUCUUUUAUCUCUCCCAUUCCCGCCAAAAGGCAACUCCAGGCUGCCACAAAUUCACAUCACUCCCCAGGGGCUCAGUCUGAGUCUAGCCAUCACAAUGAAGAUGACUCAUCUAGUUCAGACAUCCCAUGUCCCCGGCUCUCUUCCCCUCUGCCCGGAGAAAAUACCUAUUCACAACCUCUAUCUCCAUCAAGUAGUAACACCAAGGCUUUGCCUUCCAGGAAAGGGCGAGGUUUGAAACUGGAGGCAAUAGUGCAGAAAAUCACACCAAAUAUUAAAAAGCCAGCAGGCCAUGUUGAUGAUGAGUCAAAUCAUUACCCAGGCUUCUCUCACUCAGAAAUACCACCGUUUAAUGAUUCACAGGACCAAGACUUGGCAUAUUUCCCCAGGGUCGCAGGAGGGGAUGAUAGCUACAUGGAUGAAAGUCACUCAUUAAACGACAUGAUUCCCUUCAGAGGAGUUGACGAGACUGGGCCUUUACCUCCGUCUGCCUACCCGUGUGAUCCACACCAGACAUCUCAAACCAUAAAACAAGACUUUGACUUUGGAUUAGGGGCCGCUGUGGCAUCAGCAUCUGGAGACAAGGAGGAUUUCGCUCUGCUCGGACCUUUACCCCCUCCUCCACCUCUCCCUCGCCCGGUCCAGGAUUCCCCACCUCCGUCUUCAUCUGCCCUGUCAGACAUUCAGCAUUUCACCAACACCUACCAGCAACUUGAGACAAGAAGGGGAGAGCAGUCUGCUGCUACCCUUCUUCGACAGAAACUUCAAGAAUCUGGCAUGGGAUUUGAUGAUUAUCCUGGCAGUGACUACUAUGGAGCAACCCCACCCCACCAUAGUCAAGGACACAUGCUGAAUCGGCAACAUCAGAUGACUUCUGGACGGUCCAGUCUGUCGCCACAAGAUUCUAAGCUAUCGGAGAGUUCAGUGCCCAAAGGCUAUUUCCCAUCUGGCAAGAAGAAGGGCAGGCCUGUAGGGAGUGUGAAUAAACAAAAACGGGCCCAAAGCCAAGGCCAAACACAAGGACAGGGCCCGCCUCAAGCCCAGGCUCAGAGCACAGCUCAGAGUGCUCCACCAGCCCCACUCACUCCAACUCCAGCUGCUGCCACAACCCCACCAUUGGUGCCGACAACCAGCAGCACACCACCACCUGCAGCACCUCCUCUGACAGAGAACAAAAGCACUCCCCCACUGACCCCACCUAUUUUAACCCAGGUAGUGAAAGUGGAUGUUGAGAGUGAGGACACACAGCCAGAGAUCCAAGUGAAACCUGCGCGAAGGAGACGCAGAGGCGUGAAAGAUGAAAAUGAGCCACUGGAAGCGAGAGGGCGACAGAGGAGGAGAAGGAGAGGUGCAGCAGCACCAACGGCACCACCAGUGGCCAAAGAUGACCCAGAUACACCUUUAGGGCCAGGAGGGAGCCCUGGCACAAACAGAGUAUGCGUGGAUCCAAACAGAAAAGGCCCGUUUGUUCCACACAUACAUGUGGAGAACAAAAUACCAGAGAUUGGGGCAGUGUGCACCAUUGUAAAUGCAGAGGAGGAGAAGAUGAAAGGAGAGCGUAGUGCAGUCGGAGCGAAAGCAGGCGGGAGUGGAAUUGAUUCUCUCCUGACCUCAGCUCUUUCCUCCCAGUUAUCUAGGAGAGACAGAGAAUCAGAGAAAAGGGAGACAGACGAGGUGGAAACUACACUUCAGUCAGGAAAAGCGCUUCCUUCAUCUGGCUUUGUUGUUUCAGGCCCCGUCAUUACAGAGACCAAUCACUCUGGCCGCCUGCUCUGCUGCCUGUGUCAGAAAUGGGCGAAUUACAAACACCUCGGAGAUCUCUACGGGCCUUUCUAUCCAGCUGAAUAUGCCGCAAAGCUCCCCAAGAACCAGCCCCAGAUCCGACAAUGUCAGCCGACCACAGGCACAAACAAAACGGGACCAAAUUCAGACACGAGCUCAAAUGCUGUGAGCGCCAUCCAAGACACACAAACACAAGAGUCUCAGCUUACCAAGCCCCCAGCUGAGAGCGACUAUGCCAUCAGCCUCGAUUCAAACCCAGUACCUCUCCCCACUACAGUCAGAACUGCCCCCACAGCUGGUGGAGAGGAAAUGAUGAUGCACAUGACUGGCAAGUUCAGCAACACGGCCUCCUCUUCCUCCUCCUCCUCCUCCUCCUACACCAGUAAAACAACAUCCCUAACCUGGGACAUGAAUCUAGAUAUCCGGCCUAUCCCCAUGCUUAAGAGAGAGCCAGACCUUCAGACAGACCAGCCGCAAAUCCAGCAACAGCUGCAGCAGCCAACAGAUGAAGCUCAACAACGACCUCAACACAGAAAGCUGACCUCACACCCACGCUUUAAAAGGAGGCACAAAUCUAGUGAGGAUUCCCCCAGAAUGGUGCCAUCCAACAGUAAGGCAUCCCUGCCAUUCCAGCCCCCUCCGCCCGCCUUGGACUCCCUGGGACCCUUGGCACAACUCGCCCAGCUGCCUCAGAUGCCAUUGGACCCAGAGGAGCUGUGGGUCCACGAGGGAUGUAUAGUGUGGACCAGUGGAAUCUAUCUUGUCAAUGGGAGACUGUAUGGCCUGCAGGAGGCACUAGAUGGUGCCAGAGAAACAUGCUGCUCUUACUGUGAGAUGGUCGGCUCAACCCUGGGCUGCUACAGUAAAGGCUGUACACUUCGCUACCACUACCUGUGUGCUAUGGAAGCAGAUUGCUCUCUGAACGAAGAUAACUAUUCACUGCGGUGUCCGAAGCACAAGGUAAAGAAAGAGAGUUUACCCAGAGCAUCCGGCCAGCCAAGUCAGUGUACCUGGAGCAGUCAGAGAGAGGCUGAGGGAAAUGCAGAAGAAGAAGACACACAGGAAUCUGGGAGCUGUUAGUUUGGACAACAGAAGACUGCGAGAAGACACUUGUUUGAAGCAGCCCCAAAUGUGAAAGGACAGAACUGGCAUCUGUGACGGAGAACAACAAAAGGGAAUGUACAAUUUCUCAAUGGGAAUCAGCAUUAUUUACAUUUAAGACAAUGGAGAAGAGAAACCCUUGCUCUUUACUUAAAAGCUGAAAAAGGAAAAAAAAACAUGGACAUGCAACACAGAGGAACGGAGCUACAAAUAAAAGAAAAAAAAACUACAAAGAUCGAAGCGGAAUAAAAUGAGACGUCAAGACUGAUGGAGGAACUAAAGGAACUUUUUUCUGUAGAGAACAAAAGAAACAAACUUCCUCUCUAGGCUUACUUUGAUUUUCCUCAGACACCCUCAAAGUGUAAAACUCUUGUUUAUCAUCAUCUGUAUUAUCAUUUACCUGUUUUUUUAGGUGUUCUUUUGGUUGCUUUGAAGAGGCGUAUUGUGAGCAAGUUGGGUGUCAAACCCAGAGAAGAAAAGGAGAGAGUUGUUCUCUCACAAGUAGUAUUUUAUCUUAUGCUAUUAGGAUGACCACAAUUAUUAUUUUAGUCCUCAUUAUUAUUUUGUAUCCUCAUCAGUAUUUACUCAUGAAAAUGAAAUGGAUGUAUCUCACUUUAUAUUCACUCAACACAUAAAUUGGAUUUUUUUUUUCAUUCCUGGAGAGGGAGGAGCCAGAGUGAUGUUGUCUGGAAUGUCAGGGUCGAGUUUGCCACAAAGACAUUAUUGCCUUGGAGAACGGACAUCUGUUGCCUUUCAAAAGUCACGUGUAUGAGUGAGAAGUGAGUGAGUGAGUGUGUGUGGGCGUGCGCGCGCGUGUGUGAGAGAAUCUGAAAAAACAAUGCCGAUAUCUGGGUCUUUGAUUCCAUUUUUGGUCCUUUUGAAAAGUGUUCUUAUUUUUCAUCACUGGGGUUUUUACGGUACAGAUAGUAUUCAUGAAAAAUCAGACGGACACGAUCUUAUUUUUCAAGUACAAAUGUUCGUAAUGUGCAAAGAGAAGGACAGAGCCUUGUAAGAGGAGGAGAUAACACUAUGGACUAAUGCGUGUCUGCCGUCUUUAACCGUGCUGACAGGGAAAAGACGGACAGAACGCUGAAGAGUUUUAAUCGUGGAACUGUGUACUGGGUGCAAAAGUUCUACAUAGGAAGUUACGUUUGACUGACAGGUGUCGGUCCUUCGUACAGUGAUGAAAACAUUUUUUUGGAACUGGAAACUUAAGAGAGGGGUGUCAUAUGAGCGGCUGUGAUUGGCCAACCGUACGGGCCAAUGGGGAGUAAGCCUUACCAAGUACUUCUGAAUGGUUUCAUUCGUUAGUGACACAGCAGCGAUUUGAUUGGGAGAUGCAAAAUCCAUUCAAAAAGAAGCAUUGCCAUAAAAUUUAAAAGUGAGUCGUACAUGGUGUUGUCUUUAUCAUUUUUUAUUGUUAUUCUUGUAAAAAAAAAAAAAAAGUCAAGCUGAGAAGAAGACAGUUACACUAUCAAAACCAUGCUGUAUUAGAAACCUGUCAAUAU
Centropristis striata (black sea bass) is the source of this 10403-nucleotide messenger RNA. It is a transcript of the gene tcf20, whose product is annotated as transcription factor 20. Gene Ontology annotation, cellular component: nucleus. Gene Ontology annotation, biological process: regulation of transcription by RNA polymerase II. The record is from RefSeq and is a predicted model, not a curated record. Bases 1492 to 8874 code for a protein of 2460 amino acids. The transcript is spliced from 6 exons. Lineage: Eukaryota; Metazoa; Chordata; Actinopteri; Perciformes; Serranidae.